Messenger RNA from Ilex paraguariensis (yerba mate), 390 nucleotides. The record is from the annotation of a GenBank genome assembly. Lineage: Eukaryota; Viridiplantae; Streptophyta; Magnoliopsida; Aquifoliales; Aquifoliaceae.
AUGAAUGCUAAGAAGAAACCAAGAUCCUCAUGGACCUGGAACAAUCUCCAAUUUGGCACAAAUUUACUUGAAAAAGAAGAGGAGCUUGGGAGGAGAUCACUGCUUUAUAGCCUUCUGAUGCUUGUGAUGAACCAGUUUGUUCCUGGUUUGGACAAGAGCAAAGGAAUGUACUUUUUGUUCAUAAAGUCAGAAGCUAAGACUCUAGGAGGUCUUUUAGCUCGUCCAGUUCUAACCAGUUACUACAAAAGCUCAUAUUCUAGGCAGAGGCCUUAUGAUCCUUACACCAACUAUACUAGCCCGAACGAAACAAUUCUAUGCUCAGAUUCUUACCAGAGCAUGUACUCUCAAAUACUAUGUGGGCUGUGUGUCAAAGCAGCGAAGUUCUUCUAG